AUGAUGGUGAGGUUUACACUUUGUGUAGGUUGCGUGAACAUCCCGCUUCGUGAGAUCCCUUCGACCGGUGUCGAGGCUUGGUACAAACUGGAAGCUCGAUCACAGCGAUCCUCCGUGCAAGGCCGCAUUCGCCUACGACUGUGGCUGUCAGCUAGGGAGGCAGGGCGACAUGACGAUGACAACUGGCAACAGGUGCGUCAACACGAGCGUUUAUUCGGCGUGCUGCUGGCUCAUGAAGUGGAGAUGCAGCGCGCUGCAGCUGCUGCGGCUGCCGCUGCUGCAGCGGCCGCGGCCCCGGCAGGAGCUGCCGCGGCUCCGGGGCAACCCGAGCCUAAGAUCGCCACCACACCUACGCCACCAUGGGACGGAGACCUGUGCGGAGCAGCUCAGACACUGUUACACCAGCACGCUAUUCAGGGCGAUCUCAGCGCGUUACAGGCGGCUAUUGCUCGCUUCGCUGCGGCAUGCCGUCUGAACGCCGAUGCGCCUCUUGAUCCUAAGUACAUGCACAAGUUGCUAAUAGAGUUGGAACGAGCUUGGUGUGCCUGUGAGGCUAUAUCUGGCAGUGGCAGCGGUGACUCCGGCUCAGGGGCCUCCCGCGACGAGGAGCGUUGGCUCGCCGACUGCUUCGGCGAGUAUGUGGACCGGGCGCUACAUCAACUGCGCCUGCAUCGUGACCUCUACCCCGUGCUGCACCAACUUAGUAUCAACAAAAAGAAGAGCUUGUCUAUGCCGCAGUGGUACGAGGCGCUGUGUGGCCAGGACACGCACUCCGAGAGAGGAGAGGACCUCGUCAACUUGAUCACUCUCAUACAGAUCGACCUGCAACAAGGCCUCACCUACUACCAUCCACUCUUCGAAAUGACCAAUAACGUGCCGUACUUCAGUAUAGUCUUCACACAGAUAGACAAAAUGUUAUCCGAGGAUGUGAGGCAAUGUGUGGAACAUUGGGUGGUGGAAGGCUGGUGUGGUGUCGUCGAAGAACCGAUGUACGAUGAGCACGGAAACGGUGUGUGCCUAGUGACGAUAGCUAAGACGCUGCCGUUUGAAGUGUUGUCGGCGGUGCGCGAGCUAUGCGCUGCGGCCGCCCUCGCACCGCAACCGCAGGCGCAUCCCCACGCACCGCACGACCCGCCACCGCAACUACUCGACGCUUACCUGUGGUUUGAGCCGCUGAUCGAUCGCUGGCUCGCCGUUACCAAAACUAUGGCCCUGCAGCGAGUCCGAGCCGCCGUCGAACUUGAUCGGCCGGUGGAGGGGGAACAUCUUGUGAAACACAGCACCUCUUCUGUGGACACUGCGGCUUGCCUGUACCACAUGCGCUUGGUAUGGCGCUCAGUGGGUGGUGCUGAAGAGUGCACGUCAGGUGGAAGUGUGCGUCUGCUAGAAGCCGCCUGCGCAACCGCCCUGCACUACGCCGACCUUGUGCAUGGAGCACUCGCUGAUCAGGGCUACUAUGAGAACCAUGGUCAAAACAAAACGACAGAGGAGAUAUGCACGAUCGUGAACAACUUGGAAUAUGUGCGGCGCUCUCUCGCCGAGUACGACGACGAACACAUUGCAAAUGACGAGAAUGCUCGUCAGUUGGUGCGCGGUGCCAUCGGCACACUAGACGCGCGGGCGGCACGUGCGGCCGCGCCUCUAUCUGCGCGUGCGCGCCCGCAUCUCAGGAAAGCUGUGUUCCAUCUCGCAUGGUCGCCUGACACUUUGCCUACUACACAGGCAAUAACUCCACUUCUGGAGUUUUUGGAUCAGCAUUUAUCCUCGCUGAAUACCUGGCUUCUGCCCCGCGCAUUCAUUCGCGCUCUGGGUGGAUGCUGGAGUGGCGUCCUCAAGGAAGUGUCUUCUCAAGCCGAUGCGGGUGGAGCUGAGCGACCGCGUGUCUACCAUCACAGGCUCAGGGAGGCACUCGAUCUCUUAGCGGACUUCUUCCAUGCUGAAGGAAAAGGUCUCCCGAUGUCGGAGGUGCACAAUACGGAAUGGUUCCGCGUGGAACAAAGGAUGGAGUACCACCAGGCGCCCACCGAGAAACUAUUGGAACUGUGGCUCGCUGAUAGGCUGGCCGAACAAUCGCGUACACCGCUGCCCUCACGAUACGGCUCUAUACUUGUUCGUGUAUACUUCAAUCAUGAUUCGCUGUGCGUGGAGGUGUUGUCGGCGCGCGACGUGAUUCCGCUCGACCCGAACGGCUUAAGCGAUCCAUUCGUUGUGGUCGAGUUGGUGCCCAAACGACUCUUCCCGAAAGCUCACGAACAAGUCACCAACGUGCAAAAGAAAACAUUGAACCCUGUUUGGGACGAAUGCUUCGAGUUCGCGGUGUCCCUGGACGCGUGCCGCUGCCCAGGCGCGGCGCUGGCCCUGUCAGUAUGGGACCGUGAUGUGCUGACAGCUGAUGACUUCGCUGGCGAGGCCUUUGUGUCGCUGGCCCGUAUACCCGGGGUCAACAACCACGCUGCACCGGACCCGCUGCGGCCACUAGAACUGCCGCUCAUGCAGCUGCACGACCGCAAUCAUCCCAUCUUACAAAUACUGGAGUCACGCACCACCGAUAAACUGGCCAUUGACUUCGUGAAGAAACAAAAGCUAAGAUUCGCUGAACAGUAAGUUCUCUGUCAACUUUCAAAAUAUCUGUUUCUAAGUACUUAUACUUAUUUCUUUAUUUAUAUUUACGCACAACGUCCAUUAUAAUGUUGACAAUAUUUACAAAAUUUACAAAGAAACAAAAAUGAAUUCGAUAUUUUUUAAAUGAAUUUUUAGUUGAUUACGACAAACCUAUUUAUUAUGAUUAAGGUGUAUAAAAGUCAUCAGUAUUAACGUAUGAAAUACUACAAAGACUGUAAUCCUUUGACUCAUGAGAGAACAUGUAUAUGUAUAAAAUAUUGUCUAUGUGUAAUUUCAAUGCAUUUUAUAUGUGUAUAGAGUUAGUACGCACCCUCGGAGCUUAUGUCCCUAGUUGUUAAUCUCUAUUAGAAGUUCCCGACCAAGUACUUUAAGGCUCGUUGUUAACAAUUUCAUACUUCGCGCUCUCCACCUGGCUACAUAUCUUACAUGGACUUCACUGUUCGGCACUUUCCAAUCCAAAUAUUAUAUAACGGUGUUAGUUGUUUAUUAAUACAGUAGCAAGUCAAACGUAAAUGAUAAUAUAUAUGAAAAAAAUAGUCGUAAUUCAAUUUACUCAUAUUAACGUGUCUCUCAAUAGUAUUUGACCGUCAGAAUAUAUAAAUGUUUAGCGUGUAAUUAACAUUAUCAAAUCCGUGUUGGUCUGUGUUUCCGAGGAGUACUUAUUUAUAUUAAUCCCUCGAUGUCGAUGUUUAAAUGUGUUGCAGCGUUAUAUCUGCUUGAUGUGGAUUCACAAUGAUCCAUUGAUGCACACCUGUAUGUUAGAUUGCGACUAUACAGUGGAAUUCAGUAAAGCCACUCAAUUAUAAUUUUCUCGUUUAAUUAAAUAUUUUUAUUACAUUCCAUAUUUCACAUGACAUUGAAUUGACAGUAGCAUUAUGAAUAUUCUACAAAAUUUGAUACUUACAACUUUAUGCAUUUUGAACGAG
Spodoptera exigua (beet armyworm) is the source of this 3548-nucleotide messenger RNA. Lineage: Eukaryota; Metazoa; Arthropoda; Insecta; Lepidoptera; Noctuidae. The record is from the annotation of a GenBank genome assembly.